AUGGCCGAAGCAAGCAACUACGACUAUCUCUUCAAGGUCGUCCUCAUUGGCGAUUCUGGUGUCGGAAAGUCCAAUCUCCUCUCACGCUUCACACGAAACGAGUUCAAUCUGGAUUCCAAGUCGACAAUCGGCGUCGAGUUUGCUACUCGAUCAAUCAACGUCGACGGCAAGACGGUAAAGGCGCAAAUUUGGGAUACCGGUCAGUCCCACUUCCUACACCCUUCAAAGUGUCAAUCACCUCUUCGACGCUCCCUGAUGCAUGACGCUGCUGUGGUAACGCUCAGCAUUGGCUGGAUUCAGAGCGCCGUCUUCUCACAGGGCGGUGUCGCGCUCACCGGUCAGGAACGUUAUCGUGCCAUCACUUCUGCAUACUACCGUGGUGCGGUUGGUGCUCUCCUCGUCUACGAUAUCGCAAAACACUCGACCUAUACCAACGUCACCAGGUGGCUAAAGGAGUUGCGAGAUCAUGCGGAUUCGAACAUUGUGAUUAUGCUCGUCGGUAACAAGUCAGAUCUCAAGCACCUCCGAGCUGUCCCAACAGACGAGGCAAAAGCAUUCUCUGCGGACAAUGGCCUUAGCUUCAUCGAAACAUCUGCCUUGGAUGGUGGAAACGUCGAAGCCGCUUUCCAGAACAUUUUGACAGGCACGUACUCCUAUAUCUAUCGUAUCGUAUCCAACAAGGCACUCGAGGCGGCUCCGGAUGUCAUCAAGCCCUCUGGCGGCGAAAGCAUUACCAUUGCACCAUCGUCCAACACCAAUGCCAAUGAGAGUGGGAAAUGCUGCUAG
Serendipita indica DSM 11827 is the source of this 786-nucleotide messenger RNA. NCBI's taxonomy places the organism in Eukaryota, Fungi, Basidiomycota, Agaricomycetes, Sebacinales, Serendipitaceae. The record is from the annotation of a GenBank genome assembly.